GAACCUGUAAGUGUUGUGUUGUCCCAAAAAGCAGAAUAUAUAAUGCAAAAUGGACAUAUGAAGUUGAUUCAAACCAAAGAAACGUAUCAAUAUAUUCCCAUCCUGAAAACCUUGAAAGCUUUACUUAACCAUCCUGACAUUCUUGAUGAGGUACUGUACUAUAUUCAAGCACUCAUGCAUUAAUAAUACAUGUCAACCAUAAUAUAUCACGUACAGUGGCUUUAAACCUGAUAAAGCACUCCUAAUUAGUAUUCUUUAUAUAAAGAAUACUAAUUAGGCAGUAUCCAUUGUAGUUGUGUCCUCAUUAGUAUAUUAUUUAUAUGAAGAAUACCAACAAGCAGUAGCUAUAUAUUUAUUAAAUUUGUAGUCGUGUUUAAACCUAAUACUUCAAUUACCACAGAUUUAUUAUUAUCAUAUUAUAAUUUUAUUUGGUCAGAAGAACACAUAAUUGACUAUUAAAAUAUUGUUGACAGAGUAAUUGUUUAUGUAAAUACUUGAUUUAAUGAUUUACCACAUAUCGUGUUUAUUUAAAUAGAUUAUAUUUUCUUAGAUUUAUAACACACAUGAAAGCAAGGAUGGUUUAUUAAGAGAUUUUUGCGAUGGGCAGGAUUUUAAAGAGCACCCACUUUUUGGCAAGGAACCAAGAUCAAUUGUCCUUCAUGGAUACUUUGAUGAAUUUCAGCUGACAAAUCCACUGGGAUCAAAAACAAAAACUCACAAGUUAGGUAUGUAGUAUAUGCAUGGAAUUUUAAUUAUUAAAAUAACAAAGAAGAACACCUAGUUCAAAACUGCAUCCCCCCCCCCCAAUAUAGUCAGUACCGGCAUAAUUUACCUUGUGUAGUUAAAUUUCAGGUGGUUUCUACUUCAUACUUAGCAAUUUGAGACCAUGUUACAGAUCUCGUAUCAAUAGCAUCCAACUAUUUGCAUUGUGUAAGGUUCCAUUGAUAAAGAAGUAUGGAAUUGACAAGAUUCUGCAACCUUUUAUGGAUGAUGUAAAGUGUCUUGAAUCUGUGAGUAUGCAAAAAUAUAAAUCAAUUUAUUAAUGUUACACUAUAUUAUAUUAUACAUGUGAGUUGAAAUUCACAUUUUCUUUCUGUCCAAGUGGAAGAGUAGAUUUUGGAAGCCUCGAUUAAGAUCGACACCAAAAGAUAUCAUUUUUUGUCAAUUCAAUGUAACUACAGUAAGUGUUUUCUUCUUGCAAUUCAUACAGGAUCAUGGCAUUACUGUAGAAGUGGACAAUGUUAAAAAUGUAUUCCGAGGUAGCAUUGGGCCUUUUUCCAGUGAUAACCUAGGUUCACAUGCUAUUGGUGGUUACACAGAAAGUUUUAAUUGCUUAAGAAUAUGUCGAUUCUGUAUGGCUACUAAAGAAGACAUUCAAACUAAGGUAAGUUGUAUCUUCAUCUUAAGCUGUUAUUGUACGGUUGGUUUAAUGCCUUGAAUUGCUUAAUACUGCAUGUAGUUUCUGAAAUGUAGACCUCCCUGAGCCCCUGAUUACAAUAGAAAUUGUAUACCGUUCAACAUUUCCCUUUUGGGCGAAAGUCACUUCUCUGCAAUUUAGUAGUUGAAACAUCAAAGUUUUUAAUAGGGUCUGAGAUUCCAGGCGAGAAAUUCCAUUCAGCUGCAUGACGUCACCUCUAGGAUUCCCUGAUUCUGGUAGUACCGGCACUUCUGAUGGUUGAGCUAGAAAUGCAUGUGUUGUCCACUGUAACUGCUUGUGAAAUUCAAUAUGAUACAGAUAUUUCACAGCACACUCCCUAUAGGGCUUUUGAGUGACUGGUUACAUUAUGAAUAGAUAGAUAGAACCGGACUGACGUGAAGCAGACCGAGGUAGACUUUGAGCUUACAAAUGGCGCUUGAGCAGCUACUAUUAGUCCGUACCUCAUUAAUGAUCUGUCUCCAGACCUAUGUGCCUAACCCACCCUGUCAACUUUCCCUGUGGGAGGAAACACAGAGUACCCGGAGAAAACCCACGACUUUCGGCAGAGCGUUGACUUUUACUCUUUUCACAUGAGGACUGGGUUCGAGUCACAUUGAGAAGUUCUCACUGAGAUUCGAACUUGCGGCCCUAGAGGUGAAAGGCAAGUGCGAUAACCACUUCGUGACCGAAGCCCCCAAUAUGGCUGAUCUCAUGCGCAUAAUGAAUAUUCAAUGUGUACUUUGUCACAUUUGCAUCUCAGAACCUUCUCAUUGAUACAAAUGUUAGUGCAUUUCCAGCUCAACCAAUCAAAACGCACAACCAGAAUCAUGGUAGAGGUGACGUCAGCUGUAUGGAAUUUCUCGCCUCGAAUCUCAGUGCCCGCCCUGAUAUGGGGUCUGAUUUUUUGGCUAACAUUUGAACUACUGUGGCUAUUUGCUACAAUAUAUUCGACUUGCACAUCAUUGCACAUCAUAUAGCUGGAAAUAUGCCUAAAUGAUCUUAAUUAUCAGUGCAUGGUGUGUAUCACAGCAGAGUCUAGUGACUAUAUUAAACUUAAGGACCAUAUCUGCCAGUGGGUUUGUAAUGCGUGAGGGGUACAUCUUAAUGAGACAAAAUCCUCGGUGACACUGGUAACGUUGAUAUGAUGAGUGUGUAGGUCAUAGGUUAAAAUGAUGACUGUGUAGGGUUAAUUGUGACAAUCAUAGUGUAGUCUAUUGUAUUGUGAUUAAUUAUAGUUACUGUAAUUAAUAUACUGUAAAGGUCACAAAAGGCAUUGUAAUUUAGUCGAAAACAAUCCAUCCUUUUCAAGCGUGUAUGGUGUCAAAAGAGAUUCGAUAUUAAAUCAGUCUAAAUUCUUUCAUGUCGUUGAUGGUCUUGACUUGGAUCCAAUGCAUGACCAAUUGGAAGGUGUUCUCCCUUUAGAACUGAAAAUGUUGCUGUUUAAGUAUAUUCAAUCCGACAAAAUGGUCACGCUAACAACCAUAAACGAGAGGAUUGCUUCAUUUGACUAUGGCUUAGCUGAUGCAACAAAUAAACCUAGUCCCUUGAAAGAUCAAGUGUUCUCAUCCAAUUCAGCAUCAAUAAGUCAAACAGGUAUAUUGUGCCUAUAUACUGUACAUAUGUUCAUACGCGGAUGUCCAAGACGAUAUCGUAUGCAUGGAAAGAUAUGUCAUAUGCAAGCAAAGAUUUUAAAUAGCUAUAUGACACGAUUUCUUUUUAUGUAUAAAGCGUCUCAGAUGUGGUGCCUAGCUCGAAUGUUUCCAUUGUUGGUCGGUGACAUAGUACCACAUGGUGAUAAGAAUUGGGAGAAUUUCUUGCGAUUACUCCAAAUUGAAGAAAUCGUUUUUGCACCUAAACUAAGCGCAGAGCUGGCUUCCUAUCUUGGUAUUUUGGUCCAGGAAUACUUGGAGACAUUCGCUGAUCUAUAUGAUAGAACAAUUAUUCCUAAGCAGCACUACAUGGUCCAUUACCCCAGACAAAUAUUAAGGUAAUGGUUUUCUGGAAUUAGAAACAACAGUGUGAAACCAUGAGACAUGCAAAAUAGCCAGAAAUUUUAGUUUUUUUAGUUGAUAAGUUUCAGAAUUAUUGAAUUAUGGUUAACUAUUCUUGCCCAUGCUACUGUAUAUAGACUAUCCUGUGGUUAAUAAAAUGACUGAAACAUACCACACAGUCCAUACUUGAUUGCAGUAAAGUAUUUUUUGACAAAUACCUAUACUCGAUGGUGCGUUAUGGGAUGUUACAAUUUACCGUUGUCGUGAUUGCACCCUAUAACUGUAAACAGUAUCCAAUAAUUUGUAUGCAACUGGAAGGUUUCAGUUCAUCUAUUUUGUAUAUAGGAGAGGACCUUUGGUACGAAAUUGGGCAAUGAGGUUUGAAGCCAAACACAGUUAUUUCAAGAACGUUGCUGGGAUUGUGAAUAACUUCAAAAAUAUUGAUCUGUCAUUAGCUAGACGCCACCAAGCUCUACAAGCAUACCUACUUCAAGGAAAACCGGGGUCGUUAACCAAACCGCUACUUGAACAUGGACCGGGUAUGUUAAAUUUAUCGUAGAGUAGCACCUAAUUUUUUACUAUAUGUUAGAGUUAUAAACCGAGUAGGAGGUUUAUAACUGAUAUAUUGACCCCGAGGACGCGUAGCGUCCGAGGGCAAUAUAUCAGUUAUAAACCGACUUUCGAGGUUUAUAACUAACUUAUAAUAUCUCAUUUGCGGAGGCUUUCCAACAUAUUUUGUCAUUUUCAAAAAUUUUUAAUGAAAAAUUCUCGCGUUUUGUCUACAAGUUUCAUCUAAUCAUUUAUUCAAGGUAUAUAAGCUAGUUAUAAACCUCGGACGAACAAACAAAACCGACGCAAAUGAGAUAUAAAGGCUAUUAUUAUAGCAAUUAACUUCUUCAAACAUAUACUGUAACAUAUACCCUGUAACAUACUUUAACAUAUAUAGUAUAUCCUGUAUUUGUAAAGUAUAAUAACAUCCUUUGUGUGCAUGUGUUUCUAAUUUACAGCACAAAGUACAUUGGUGGAAUCUUCAUCUGUAUGUGACACUUUGAUCACCUUGCAUUGUGGAAUUGCAGCACAAUCGUCGCUCUCCAUGUAAGUAUGCAGGCUUUUUUGAUGUGAUCAUUUUCGUGGAAAACUAUAUCAAGGUCGUCGUUUGUGUUAUAUACGCAAAACUUUGAAGGCCGCGUCGUCUUGUAUUGAAACAAAUGACUUGAAUAUUCUCUAUAUAUAAUACAUGAUGUAAAAAACUUAGUAGUUUUAUAUUUGUCCUGCAUGGUUGUGCACAAUCGUGUUGAAAUUAGUACAACUCCAAAACCUCGAACCUGAAUUACAUUAUUCGACGUUUGUGUUUUUAUCCAGAUGUCCGUGGAUAAGAUUCAAUGGGACGAGAUAUGCAGUGGGAUGUGUGAUCGUUAUCGAGUUAGAGCACUCGGAGCCAGUAUUUGGAAAGGUCAUGCAAAUCAUAGUGAUUGAUAACAGCGUUGUUAUUUUUAAGUAUAGCAGAUUACUUGUUGUUCAAUACGUCGACCAUUUGAAUGCAUAUGAUGUAAUGGAAGAAGAUGUGAAUGAGGGCUUGAUCCUUCAUGAAAAGCUAGCAGAUUUUCACCCACUUGCAACCCAUCAAGGAUUUGGCACGAAUGCAGGCAAGACAUUUGUUAUCCUUCGUUAUAGGAUUGAUUGUAUGCAAUAA
This is a messenger RNA of Paramuricea clavata, 5101 nucleotides long. NCBI's taxonomy places the organism in Eukaryota, Metazoa, Cnidaria, Anthozoa, Malacalcyonacea, Plexauridae. The record is from the annotation of a GenBank genome assembly.